Penicillium griseofulvum is the source of this 1104-nucleotide messenger RNA. Its product is annotated as MIF domain protein. The record is from RefSeq and is a predicted model, not a curated record. The transcript is spliced from 2 exons. Lineage: Eukaryota; Fungi; Ascomycota; Eurotiomycetes; Eurotiales; Aspergillaceae. Gene Ontology annotation, molecular function: phenylpyruvate tautomerase activity. The coding region runs from base 1 to 1104 and encodes 367 amino acids.
AUGGAUCCUUCUAAGAAGAAACCGUCUUUGCCUCGCUUGACAACCAACAUCCCACUAUUACAGAAAUCGCCUAAUGCAUCAUGCAAUGCUUUGCCAAAGAAUCUCCCAGAUACCAACGCGCCUCCGAUUAUCCUUCCCGGGAGGCCGUCGAGAACUUCAUCGAUGUUUAAGGAGGACAAACACGACGAGGAGAACAUCGUGCCCGUGACACGUUUUGCGUCAGAGAGCAUCUAUGUUUCCCAGAAAAGUGUGGACGAUUCGCCAUUAACAAAAGCGAAGAAGUUGUACUACGAGGAUGAAUUUACCACCCGUGGAUCGCACAACUCCCCAAAGGACCGCGUCACUCAUGAAUCUGUUGUUGUUGUUGAGCUCAGGACCAACACCAAGGCGAAAGAUGAUACACGCAAGUUACUGUCGAAUUUCGCCCAUUUCUUUGCCCAGGUCUACCAGCGACCGGAGACAUCGAUGUUAGUCACCAUUGAUCAGAACGUUGACUUAAUUUUCGGGAAUACCUCCGGCUCGGCAUAUCUGUUGAAGAUUACUGCUCUCCCAAGUUUGUUUGGACCACUCACCAACGUCCGCAGUACGACCCUAAUCCAAUCAAUCAUUCAAGAAAUGUUUGGCAUUGCACCUGACAAAGGAGUCGUGAUCUAUACCCCAGUGAGCGAAGACAAUCUUGCAACCAACGGGACGACCGCUAAGAGUGAGAUCGACCGCCUCGAACGAAUGGAUUCCAGCAAUAGCCCUUCAAUCUUCAAAUCUAUCUCGCGAUCCAUGAGUCGUCGCAUGAAAUCAAGCAGCGGCAACAGUGCUCCGAUUUCCCUCACCUCGGUCAUGAGUCCUGAUGUCAUAACCCCUACUUCAACUUCUCCCGUCGCUUCAGGUCAUAACGCUCCGCCGAGGCCACAGCAUGCGGAGAACAAAAAGCCGACAGAGUCACCAAAGGGCGAACCAAUGCAGCAGGGUUUAUCCAGAGACGAAAAGCCCGAACGAACUUUAAAGAAGAGAGAGAGCUUGAAGAGUUUUGUUAACCGUCGUCUGGGCGAGUUGGGCGAGCUGACUACAAUGAAACCGUUCGCGGCCACAAAAGGAAAGAAAGAUUGA